AUGGCAGACUCGGUAGACUCGACACUGCUGGGCGCUGACGCAUCCCACCGCAAGAUUAUUGUGGGCAUCGAUUAUGGCACCACGUUUACAGGAGCGAGCUAUGUAAGUUCGCGGGGCUCAUCGCUAGAUAAUAUCACAGUCAUCAAAACCUGGCCAGGCAAUGCGCGCAACAUCGAUACAGUAUCCAAAACCCCAUCCCGGAUUGCAUACGCGACCGAAAAUACGAAGGCUGCAAGAGACCUGUGGGGUUACCAGGUCCCGCCUGGAAUGGUGGCAUACUCUUGGACAAAACUUCUACUGGACAAGAAUACCGCAUUAACCGCAUACGAUGACACUGCUCUUGAAGAAGCCUCGGGAGCCGGCAUCUUGCGUCUCCCAGCCGGAAAGGCAGCGGUCGAUGUUGCGGCCGACUACCUGACUCAUAUCUAUCAACAUAUCAAAUCUACCCUCGCCCGCCACAUCACCCAACAAGAUCUGGACAUCACUCCACUUGAGUUCUGGUUUACUGUGCCGGCCAUCUGGUCGGAUCAAGCAAAGGAUGCUACCCGCACCGCCGCGCAAAGAGCAGGGUUCUGGUCAAGCCCGGACAGACCUCAUGACCGGUUGUACUUCAUCAGCGAGCCUGAAGCGGCCGCAAUUACAGCACUAAAAAAGUAUACUGAUAAUAGUGUUGGAGGCUCGGUUCAGGUCGGAGACGGUGUGCUUAUCUGUGACUGUGGCGGCGGGACAGUGGAUAUUACCACCUACGUUGUUAAGCAGGUUACCCCAACACUCAAGUUUGAAGAGCUGUUAACUGGCAUUGGAGGAAAAUGCGGUUCCACGGCAAUCGAUCGUAAUUUCUACAAGCUCAUGUCCCACAGAUUCGGUAAGGCAUUCGACAAUUUGCCGUUAUCUGCAAAGGGCCCCGGGAGUCAUUCUAUGAACAGGUUCGAGGUCAUCAAGAAGGAUUUUGGAGAUUCCUGCUUUCUCGACAUACUUGAAUUACCUCUGAACAUGACCUUGCCAAACGCAAAACGGAGCAAGCACUUCGACGCAGAUGAACGUCUAGUCAAAAUCACAAGUGUUGACUUGCGCACUAUCUUUGAUCCUGUGGUCAACCAGAUCAUCAGUCUAGUGCAGCGGCAGAUCACGGACGCUCGCAACUUGGGCGGUAGAGAAAUGAUCAAUAGAAUCAUACUUGUCGGUGGGUUCGGCGAGUCGGAGUACCUUCGAAGAGCCCUCGUGUCGACAUUUGAGACUACGGGCAAAGUCACCAUCACGAUCCCCGAUAACCCGCAAGCGGCUAUCGUUCAAGGUGCCGCCCUCCGCGGUCUGGAAGGUAUCCGGUCAACCACUAAGCGGUGCCGGCGCCACUAUGGGUUUGACCGGGCGAUCGAUUUCCGCAAGGGUUAUGAUGACGAAAGAGACGCCUGGAUCGAUGAUUUCGAUGGGAAGAAGCGGGUCCGAGGUAUUAUGAAGUGGAUGAUUGCCAAGGGCGAGAAAUAUGUGGAGAACUACAAACAAACCACAUACGUGCGGCAGAGCCACUCUCAUGGUGACUCUCUGAAGAAGACUACCAACUUCUACGCCUGUGAUGAGAUGCUGGCUCCCGAACGAAAGAAGACGAAGGGUGCUAUUGUAGUCGACUUCACUCAAGUCAACCUGUCUCGAUUUGAGUUUAGGGAGAAGAACGGGCAGAAAAUAUACGACUUGCAAUACAACAUCAGGGUUACCUUUGCCGCGAUGGACGGGCUGCUGAAAUUUGAGGCCACCAGCCAGGGGAAGACAAUUGGUCAAACAAGCAUCGAGUUCACGGCGACCUAA
Molecule: messenger RNA, 1803 nt
Organism: Aspergillus uvarum CBS 121591
Lineage: Eukaryota; Fungi; Ascomycota; Eurotiomycetes; Eurotiales; Aspergillaceae
Product: Hsp70 family protein
Exons: 9
Coding region: 1-1803 (600 amino acids)
Molecular function (GO): ATP binding; ATP-dependent protein folding chaperone
Source: RefSeq, a predicted model, not a curated record